GAGGUUUCUUAAAUUGGCACCAACUGGUAAAGUUAUCCCAAUCAAGAUACAACCAUGAAGCUGAUCGUUGUUGCCAUUAUUGCUUGCAUUCUGAUCAUUGGAUUCACGGAUCUUGCCGAAGGAUGCAAAUGUGGCUGUGUGCCUUGUGGCCCUGGAGGCAAGGCUUGUGCUGGGUGUCCUGAAAGGGUCCCACUCUGCCAGGACCUCAUCCGUACUGUGCAAGGCCUUGAGCAGAAGAUCCGCCAGUGCGUCUGCGGAGAGCCAACUUGGAUGAUUUAGAUU
Molecule: messenger RNA, 282 nt
Organism: Drosophila eugracilis
Lineage: Eukaryota; Metazoa; Arthropoda; Insecta; Diptera; Drosophilidae
Product: salivary glue protein Sgs-7-like
Exons: 2
Coding region: 55-279 (74 amino acids)
Source: RefSeq, a predicted model, not a curated record